GCCACAAAGGUGCCCGCAGCCUCUGCCUCCUGGUAGCUUUGCAAAGCUGCUACGAAGCCCGGGAGCGCAUCCUCCUCGGCCUCCAGGCUCAGCUUGCCCGAUAGGGCUGGCCCAGAAGGCCGCAGGGCCGACAGCCAGACCUGGGGCGGGAAGCGGUGCGCAAAGGGGAAGGCCGAGCGAGCGCGGUACAAGAACAGGACCCCGUAGCCCCGAGCCAGGAAGACCUCGGCCGACGUGGCCCCGCGCCGCCCGCUGCUGAAGUUGUCCAGAAAGCGCACGGGUCGCGCUUCCAGAGGGACCUUAGUGCCGCCUGACGUGACCAACACCACCCGCCGGCCCUGCGCGCCCAUCCUGGCCGCGAAGCUAGCCAUAACCUCCGCCCAGCGUUCGGCACCCGCGGGCCGUGGGAACUCCGUGACCAGUGGUCCAGUACACCAGAGAGCUGACUGGGGCAGUAUUCAUGAGAAGAUAUGCCAGCUCCUGAUUCCACUACGCACUGCAAUGCCCUUCUACAACUCAGAAGAGGAGAGGCAGCAUGGCCUACAGCAGCUGCAGCAGCGACAGAAGCACUUAAUUGAAUUCUGCUACACCGUCGCCCAGAAAUAUCUUUUUGAAGGAAAGCAUGAAGAUGCCGUCCCAGCAGCUUUGCAUUCCCUUCGCUUCCGCAUGAAUGUGCAUGGCCUGAAUUCAGUAGAGCUUGUGCCCGCUUACCUGCUGUUGGCUGAGGCUAGCCUUGGUCUGGGCCGGAUUGUGCAGGCUGAAGAAUAUUUAUCCCAAGCCCAGUGGACAGUCCUCAAGUCAACUGACUGUAGUAAUGCCACCUACUCUUUACUGCAUCGGAACCUGGGACUUCUCUACAUGGCCAAGGAGAACUUUGAAGAAGCCCGUUAUCAUCUGGCCAAUGAUAUUUAUUUUGCAAGUUGUGCAUUUGGAACAGAGGACAUUAGGACCUCAGGAGGCUAUUUCCACUUGGCCAAUAUCUUCUAUGGCCAUAAAAAAAAAGACGUGGCAGAUACAUUGUAUACUCAGGUCUCAGAAAUCUGGCAUAAGUAUUUGAAUGAUCACUAUCAAGUCCUCUCACAGGCUCGUGUCCAACAAAUAGAUUUACUGGGCAAACAAUUUGUGAACGACACUGGCUUGGCAGACGAAGCCCAGGAGGCAGAAGCCAUUCGGAUCCUGACUUCAAUCUUAAGCAUUCGAGAACCUACUUCUGACAAAGCUCCCAGAAAAACUGUCCUGGUUCUGAAGACUCUGGCCAUGCUUUACUACCUGAUGAUGGAUUCAUUAAAGGCACACGAAUAUGCUGCAAGAGCUCUGAGUCUAGCCCAAGAACAUCUUAGUGUAGAGGAGCAAAAUGUUAUUCAAGAAUUACUAACUCUCAUCACAACCGAAGAGGAGCAACCCAUCACCUCGUGAGCUGUCCAGUGACCAGUACAAUCAGUUGUGCACAACUGCUCUGGGGUACUCUGAAUGACUAGUAUGUUCACUUUCCCCCUGGGACUGUGCAUGUAACUGAUGUCAUUAGCAUGUGUCACAUGUAAGGGAAUAUAGAGCUUUAGACACAGAAGUCAAUAAAACUGUUGUUUAUUAUGA
This is a messenger RNA of Jaculus jaculus (lesser Egyptian jerboa), 1593 nucleotides long. It is a transcript of the gene Zmynd12, whose product is annotated as zinc finger MYND-type containing 12. NCBI's taxonomy places the organism in Eukaryota, Metazoa, Chordata, Mammalia, Rodentia, Dipodidae. Bases 502 to 1416 code for a protein of 304 amino acids. The record is from RefSeq and is a predicted model, not a curated record. Gene Ontology annotation, molecular function: protein binding. The transcript is spliced from 8 exons.